This is a messenger RNA of Ictalurus furcatus (blue catfish), 2181 nucleotides long. RefSeq names its product hairy-related 5 (gene her5). Lineage: Eukaryota; Metazoa; Chordata; Actinopteri; Siluriformes; Ictaluridae. The record is from RefSeq and is a predicted model, not a curated record. Bases 243 to 896 code for a protein of 217 amino acids. Gene Ontology annotation, molecular function: RNA polymerase II cis-regulatory region sequence-specific DNA binding; DNA-binding transcription factor activity, RNA polymerase II-specific; protein dimerization activity. The transcript has 3 exons. Gene Ontology annotation, biological process: regulation of neurogenesis; anterior/posterior pattern specification; regulation of transcription by RNA polymerase II. Gene Ontology annotation, cellular component: nucleus.
UUCACACACUAUCGUGCAUCUUAAUUGUUUUAUGAUAAACAUUACUAUAGUUAAUUGUUAUAAACAUUACUGUUUGAAUAUUAACGAAGGGUGUGGUUUUUAUGGGGGCCGUGAUCACUAUUGGUUGGGUAAGCUCAUGGGCGGGAAUUGUGUGUGGCUUCAGCGUAUAAAAUGGGCUUAAAUUCAAAACGUUGUUAAUAUCUUAUGUUGAAGUAGGUCUGGUGCGGUGAGUGCCUUCAAAUAUGAGGACGAUGUCUAGUGAUAUACCUGACCAGACAGAUUUGGUGAAACGGGUUCCCAAACCUCUCAUGGAGAAGCGGAGGAGAGACCGUAUUAACCAGAGUUUGGAAACAUUGAGGCUUCUGUUGGCGGAGAACACAUGUAAUGAGAAACUGAAGAACCCCAAAGUGGAAAAAGCUGAAAUCCUGGAGAGCGUUGUUAAUUUCCUGAAGGCUGAGCAGCAAUCCAGACCAUACUCGUAUCCAAUCAAAAAAGGAAAGAGAAAAUAUGAGGAAGAAGAUGAGCUGGGAUCUCCUUGUAAACGUCAACUGAACUACCAUGAUGGCAUGAGAACAUGUCUGCUCAGGGUUAGUAAUUUUAUUGCAAGCAAGAGCCAAGAGUUAGAGGGGAACAUGCAGGUGACCAUGCAAGAGGAACUUAAAGACCAUUCAAUUCAAAGUCACCUAGUGCCCGCUCUGCACCUCAGACAUGAUGGUGGGUCUAUACCAGGGCAGCAGGCAUUUACUUAUGUGGAGUCGACCAGCUCCUGCAUGGCAUUGGAUCAGUCCUUAAUUUCUCAAAGUACUGCCAUAUAUGAGCCUACAAAGAUGACGGCUUCCAGCUCUAAACUGCCUUUGAUGUCAAGUGAUUCUGUGUGGAGGCCUUGGCCACAGUAGAGACAAACCAUCAUUAAAUGUCAUCCAAAAACUGAUCAGAAUCAUUCACAGAUUGAAUUUAUCAAGAGCUCAUAAUGUUUAUGACUCAUUUACGUGCAAAAGACUGUGAAAUGUGCAGCAUAUGUAAAUAUGUGGAUUUUGUACAAUAGAUACUGAAAUCUUUAUUUUGAUAUGGACAAUGACAACAAUCUGUGUGUGUCACAUAUAUAUUUUGUACUUGAUAGCAUAUAUUUUUGUGACGUGUUUCUAAUUUUUGAAAUACUAAUUUUUGGAGGAUGCAAGCAAUUUUGAAAAAAAAAAUUCCAUACCUUUUUGUACUUCAAUCAAUGAAAUGAUUAUGGAUCUUUCUAAUGGCUCAAGAAGCAUUAACUUAAUCAAACUAAAAUGAUUUUUUUAUCAGAUUUGAGAUAGUGUUAAUUGAUAAUUGAGAUAGACACUUAUAGUAGUCUGGUUGAUUUUUUUUUUUUUUUUUUCUUUUACUGUUUUUAUAUGUGCUGUGGUUUUUCUUGACAGCACAGGCUUUGACGUCUUUUAGUCAAGUGUAGCCAAAGUAAAGUGUGUAUAUAUAUAUGUAUAUAUUGAAAGAAUAAACCUGUCUACGGAUAUAUUCUUGAACAAGUUUCUUUGUUGAAUUUGUUCUGUCUUUUACAUAACCAUCCAUUUAUUUCAUGAGGUAUAUUUCAAAACAUUACUCCUCAGAAUUCCUCUGAAAGUUUAGUCUUAUAAGCUGCAAAUAGGCCAAACAUUUCCAGACUUUCAAUUCACUAAUGUUCCACUUAAGUUCAUUGUUAUCUCAUUAACAUGUGCAGAAUGCUGCAGCUGCCUGGCUAAUUUAAAACAUUUAGAUGCAAAUAAGUGAUUAGGCUUUUUUGCUCUCAUCUUAACUGUUGUCUUUUGCACCCUCUUCCAACACAAUUUGAAGUGAAGUGAACACUUAAACUAUUUGAAAAUCUUCAAUAAAAUUUAAAAUUGCUACACAUAUCUUACACUUUCAUCUAAACAAUGAACGGUUUUGGCUUAAAAAUUGCUUCAUUAAAGACAAAUCGAUGAGUGCUCUUACAGAACAGAGCAGUUACUGCAGACAAAUAUGAUCUGCAGCAUAAAUAAUAUAAUACAUAACAAUGGAACACUGAGAAUAAUUCUACACUCUAUGAAAGAAUUGCUUCAAAUAGCCUUAGAUGAGACUUUGAUCAUCAAUUCUGUUUCCUCAUCUGGAAACAUGUUUUUCACCACCAGCCAAAGAACCUGAACUUAGAUACACUUUUAUACUCUGAUAUAUGCUUUG